Molecule: messenger RNA, 3336 nt
Organism: Centruroides sculpturatus (bark scorpion)
Lineage: Eukaryota; Metazoa; Arthropoda; Arachnida; Scorpiones; Buthidae
Gene: ATPCL
Product: ATP-citrate synthase-like
Exons: 26
Coding region: 138-3302 (1054 amino acids)
Biological process (GO): citrate metabolic process; fatty acid biosynthetic process; tricarboxylic acid cycle
Cellular component (GO): cytosol
Molecular function (GO): ATP citrate synthase activity
Source: RefSeq, a predicted model, not a curated record
CGAAAUCCGAUUGGUCGAUUAGCUGAUGCGUUUCGAGUGACGUGAGGUGGCGUGAUUAUCGUCUGCUUAACGUCUGAUGUGCAGAGUAGAUUCAGACUCCUCAUCGUUGACAUCAGAUAAAUUCCAUCUGGUAAAUAAUGUCUGCAAAAGCUAUCAGAGAAGCCACCGGUAAAGGAUUACUUAAUAAAUUUUUAAAUACCGGAAUAGCGGUAAAGAGUCAGUUUGCUACCGUUACUGAAGAUACUCAAUGGAAUGAUUUAGUAGCGAGUAACCCUUGGCUAGAAUCAGAGCGACUGGUGGUGAAACCGGAUCAGCUUAUCAAAAGGAGAGGAAAAUUAGGCCUGAUACGUGUUAAUGCAAACAUCAAUGAAGUAAAAUCAUGGGCUAAUGAAAGACUUGGAAAAGAUAUUCAGGUCGGACGAGCAACCGGUAAAAUUCGCAAUCUCAUAAUAGAGCCAUUUGUCCCGCAUUCUGAGGAAGAGGAAUCAUAUAUAUGUAUUUAUUCACAUAGAUUUGGUGAUACAAUAUUGUUUCAUCACAGAGGGGGUGUCGAUAUUGGUGAUGUUGAUUCAAAGGCACUUCGCCUUGACGUUCCAAUUGAUAUUAAACCAACCAUAGAAGAAAUCAGAGGAAAACUUCUGAAAAAUUUAUCUGCUGACAAGCAAAAUUAUGUUGCACAGUUUAUUGUUGCAUUAUAUGAAGUAUAUGUUGAUUUAUAUUUCACUUACUUAGAAAUUAAUCCAUUAGUAAUAAGCAAUGGAAAAAUUUACAUAUUGGACUUGGCAGCUAAGUUGGAUGCUACUGCAGAAUUUGUUUGCAAACAAAAAUGGGGAGAGAUUGAAUUUCCUCCUCCGUUUGGUCGUGAUGCUUUUCCUGAGGAGGCAUACAUAGCUGACUUGGAUGCAAAAAGUGGUGCUUCUCUAAAAUUGACUAUUCUCAAUAAACAUGGACGAAUUUGGACCAUGGUUGCCGGAGGUGGUGCUUCUGUUAUAUACAGCGAUACAAUUUGUGAAUUGGGGGGUGCUUCAGAACUUGCAAAUUACGGAGAAUAUUCUGGUGCUCCAACUGAACAGCAAACUUACGAAUAUGCCAAAACUAUUCUUAGUUUAAUGACUAAUGAGAAGCAUCCUGAAGGGAAAAUACUUCUGAUAGGAGGUGGAAUAGCAAACUUUACAAAUGUUGCAGCUACAUUUAAAGGAAUAGUUAAAGCACUACAGGAAUUUCAAAGCAAACUAGUAGAACAUAAUGUUUCCAUAUUUGUAAGAAGGGCAGGUCCUAAUUAUCAAGAAGGAUUACGCGUUAUGCGAGAAGUGGGAAGCACAUUAGGUGUUCCCAUUCAUGUAUUUGGACCCGAAACUCACAUGACUGCUAUAGUUGCUAUGGCAAUGGGUAAACGAGCUGUACCCGAAAUGCCCCAGCCAAAUCUUACAACAGCUAAUUUCUUACUUCCCGGAGGAAUGCAAUCAUCAGCACCUCCAAACAAAAUGGCUCGAACAGACAGUUUGAAUGGCCCCAAUUCUGUUUCCGUUAAUGAUGUAGAUCAUAAACCAUUAUAUAAAUCUAAAACUAAAGCUAUAGUGUGGGGAAUGCAAGUUAGAGCAGUCCAGAGUAUGUUAGACUUCGAUUUUGUUUGUUCACGAAAAGAAGGCUCCGUCAUUGCAAUUGUUUAUCCUUUUACUGGAGAUCACAAACAAAAAUUUUAUUGGGGACAUAAAGAAAUACUUAUUCCAGUGUAUAAAAACAUGGCAGAUGCCAUGAAAAAGCAUCCCGAAGCAGAUGUCAUGAUAAAUUUUGCAUCCUUACGUUCGGCAUACGAAAGCACGUUAGAUACUCUUAAAUAUCCUCAGAUUCGAUCGAUUGCCAUUAUUGCUGAGGGAAUCCCAGAGAACAUGACUAGAAAAAUGAUUAAAGAAGCCAACCAGAAGGGAGUCACCAUUAUUGGUCCAGCUACGGUGGGAGGUAUUAAACCCGGCUGUUUCAAAAUAGGAAAUACAGGCGGAAUGAUGGAUAAUAUAUUAGCAUCAAAAUUAUAUAGGCCAGGCAGUGUUGCGUAUGUAUCACGAUCUGGUGGGAUGUCUAAUGAACUUAACAAUAUCAUUUCUCGUGCAACGAACGGAGUCUAUGAAGGAGUGGCUAUUGGUGGUGAUAGAUACCCUGGAACAACAUUUAUGGAUCAUCUUUUGAGGUAUGAAAAGGAACCUGAUGUGAAAAUGUUGGUGCUCUUAGGAGAGGUCGGAGGAAUCGAAGAAUAUGAAGUUUGUGAUGCCAUAAAAGAUGGCAGACUAUCAAAACCUUUAGUCUCCUGGUGUAUUGGUACUUGCGCGGGAAUGUUUUCAUCCGAAGUACAGUUUGGCCAUGCUGGAGCCUGUGCCAACAGUGAUAGGGAAACUGCAGUAGCAAAGAACAAGGCAUUAGCAGAAGUGGGUGCUUUUGUCCCAGCAACAUUCGACGCUCUAGGUGAAACAAUAAAGAAAGUUUAUGAUGAUUUAGUAACCAAAGAAGUUAUUAUUCCUCAACCAGAAGUACCCCCUCCAACAGUCCCAAUGGAUUACAGUUGGGCUAGAGAACUGGGAUUAAUCAGAAAACCUGCCUCAUUUAUGUCAACUAUCAGUGAUGACAGAGGUCAAGAAUUAUUGUAUGCUGGUAUACCAAUUACACAAGUAAUUAAAGAAGAAUUGGGAAUUGGUGGCGUUCUUAGUCUUUUAUGGUGCCAAAGACGUCUGCCGGCUUAUGCUUGUAAAUUUCUGGAGAUGAUACUUAUGGUAACUGCUGAUCACGGACCAGCAGUCUCCGGGGCUCACAACACAAUAGUAUGUGCAAGAGCCGGAAAAGAUCUCGUUUCGUCCCUAGUGUCUGGUCUCCUUACAAUUGGAGAUCGUUUUGGUGGUGCACUCGAUGCUGCUGCCAAACAGUUUAGCGAAGCAUAUGAUAAUGGAAUGAUUCCUAUGGAGUUUGUAAACACAACAAGAAAGAAGGGACAACUAAUCAUGGGAAUAGGACACAGAGUGAAAUCUAUAAAUAAUCCCGACAUGAGGGUCCAAAUAUUAAAGGACUAUGUUAAAAGGCACUUUCCUGCAACUCCCGUUUUAGAUUAUGCACUGCAAGUUGAAAAAAUCACAACAUCAAAGAAACCAAAUUUGAUUCUCAAUGUAGACGGGUUUAUAGGAACAUCAAUUGUCGAUCUUCUCCGUUACAGUGGGUGCUUCACGCAGGAAGAAGCUCAAGAAUACAUUGACAUAGGAGCACUGAAUGGUUUAUUUGUAUUAGGCCGCACAAUUGGAUUCAUUGGUGAGAUCAUUUGAGUUUCAAUUUAUUAAUAAGAUUUUAUUAUUAAUU